AUGGCGAACCUCAGCAAUGCGACCGGCCUCAUCAACCUCUACUGCGGCAGCCUGCGCAACGUGAUCGCACAACACAAUGCGAACUAUGUCUUCACCGAGACCCCGGAAGGCUACUCAUGCGAGCUGUCGAUGCCGUUCAACUCUCCCGUGAGGGGCGGCAGCAGCAAUGGCUCAUUCCGCUCUAAGAAGCUCGCAAAGCAGAGCGCGGCUCUGGCGGUCGUAGAGCAGCUUAUACUUGCGGGCGAGUUUGAUGCUCAGCUGAAUCCAACACCUGCAAACCCGGCUAAGCAGAAAGGAGAGCCCGACAGCAACGGUAUGAAGAAGACGCUCGAAGUUCAGCGGAAUGCUGCGCGCGCCGAGCUCGACGGCCAUAAGGAGGUCGGCGUCGUCGGCACGGAGGGGUACAAGAGCCUGCUGUGGUCGAACAACUGGAAGCCGAUCGGUGACGAGGGGAAGCUGCACGGCCUGGCCGUCAACCUCAUCGUCGAGGGCGUCGACUUGGUCCCAGAGUGCCGCACUUUGGCGUUCCUGACGGUGGACCAGGCGCCGAUCGUCCCCGUAGACGUCAGCGCGUAUGACACCUCGGCACGGCUUGAUCUGAAGCACACGCGCUCCUUCAAGCUCUCCUCCGAACAGCGCACAGAGGCGUUCGCAUACACACGCCGGCUACUGCAGGCGAUGACGAACCAGCGUGUAGAGAGCAAGCUCGAGGAUACGCCGAUCCUGCUCCUCCCGCUGCGGAGAGACUAUACGCCGAAACAUCGCGCUAAGGACAACGAUGUCGACUGGGCCGAAGUGAAGCGUAGCGAGGAGCACGAGCAGCUCUCGCAAGACCCCGCUGAGCUCGAGACGCAGCUCGAAGACGCGAUCGUGGCGUUCGGUGACUUCAACCGCAAGUUCACGGCGACGCCAGAUGGACUAGGCGAAGACGGCAAGGCGCAGGUGCGGAUAUCGCAAUUCUUCAGCGCGAAGCGGGGCGGCGUUGUCGGCUCGCUCACGAAGAAGGCGGAAACCGACGUGCGUCCAGCCAAGGAUCUGCACAAGACGAGCGUAUCCGCGAGCUCGUUACGGACAGCGACUCUGCUUCCGAACCUGAUCGCACAGCUGAACGACCGCCUAGUCGCUGCCGAAGCCACAAGGCUACUCGGCGGGACGCUAUCGCCGGAGCUUGUACUCGAGGCACUGUGUCCACCCGGCGCACGAACAGCGCAGGACACAGCCUCUCAAGGCCACGAGAAUUACGAGCGCCUAGAGAUUCUAGGCGACACGUUGCUGAAGCUAUUCGCGACGCUCGACGUGUUCGACCUCGCUAAGAGCGAGGGUGCAAUGACGCGGGCGCGGCACGGCUCCGUGUCGAACAAGGCGCUCAAGAUCGCGGCGCUGAAGAGUGGUAUAGUCCCCUUCAUCCGGAGCGGAAAGCGCAAGCACCGUGACGUUGUGCCGCCCGGCUGGGUCACGCUCCCCCUAGGCUAUGCUGGGGAGGAUCUGCCUCCAGCCAGCGACAACUUCACCCAGCUCCCAAUCGGCGACAAGACGAUCGCGGACGUCGCUGAGGCGCUGCUCGGGGCGGCGUACCUGUGCACGGAGGGCGAUGAUAUUGCGAAGCUCCAAGCGGCGCUGGAUAUUGCCCACAGGCUCAAUAUUCCGCUCAAGAUGAAGCGGUUCCCCGCCAGCCGCUCGUCAGCCGUGGGCACAACGCUGAAGGACUACGUCUUCCGGGAUCCGAAAACCGCGGACGUUAUCGUGUCUCCCCGCAAGGGUCCCGGCUCCUUCGGCCACUUCGAAAUGUUUGAGUUCCUCGGCGACGCCGUGAUCGACUACACGUCGCCAGCACAGUUGACGAUCAUGAAGCACUCGCGUGUCUCUAACGCGGCGCUGGGAGCGUACACGGCGACGAUUGGGCUGCAUCACGGCGUCGCAGUAGGCGACCCGAGUCAAGAGGAGCGCGUGGCCCAGUUCGCGGCGCAAGUCAGCUUGGCCCUAGGCAAGGCGAAGAAGCGACGCGAGGGUGGCGGGGUAGUAGACGAGUUCUGGUCCCAGGUGCCAGAGUACAAGACCUCUCAACAUCCCCACCCUCUCACUCUGACGUUCAUGGGCGACAUUCUCGAAGCCCGCCUCGGCGCGAUCUACCACGACACUGGGUCUCUGGCCCUGUGCAAGUCUCUCUUCGAGCCGGCCCGAGGGUGGAUAGACUCCUACGCCCUGAACCCGAAGAGCAAGAAUGCAAAGCCACACCCGAAGAGUGCGUUGCUGGAGCGGCUGGCCAAGGCGGGGUGCCACGGGGUCAAGGUGGACAAGGUUGAACCUCUUGCGGCGAUCGCGGGCGGUGCCGCAGUCACGGGGGCAGGUGAGGGCGCGGGAACGAAGGACAGCUAUGGCGCGCUGGUCACCAUCCACGGCGUACCGCUUGCCGGGGCAGUGGGCCGGAGUCCACAACUCGCCCAGCGUGCGGCCUGCGAGUUGGGCCUGGAGACACUGCAGAGUUUCGACUGGGGCGUGUGUACUUGCAAAGCCAAGCGCGAGACAUCCAACACGAAAGGCGACGUUGACCCCAGUCACCUACGCCACAGCCCGGGGAAGCGUGCUCGUGAUGCUGGCUGUGAUCUUGCAUCCGUUGCUCCAACUCCUGAAGCAGAGCCAGUAAAGAAGAAGCGCAAGUCCAAGUCCAAGAGCCAACCCAAGUCUAGUUUGCCGCAAGAGUGA
Molecule: messenger RNA, 2703 nt
Organism: Trichosporon asahii var. asahii CBS 2479
Lineage: Eukaryota; Fungi; Basidiomycota; Tremellomycetes; Trichosporonales; Trichosporonaceae
Exons: 6
Coding region: 1-2703 (900 amino acids)
Biological process (GO): RNA processing
Molecular function (GO): ribonuclease III activity
Source: RefSeq, a predicted model, not a curated record